CAAUCUUCCUCAGAUUUUAUAAUCUCUGCUUUUACAUAAAUUUUGGCACGAAUGUUGGCAAUUUAGUAGAUGAGGAGAGAUCUCAUGUGAAGAUGAUCUUGAACUCCAAUCGCUCACUUUAUUGUGUCUUCCCAUGAGAUUUUCCUCAAAAUCCGCUUUCCCCCUUUCCUGAUGAGUGAGAUUUUUCCCUAAUAGCCAGCAGUCCAUUGCGAGAUACUCACGAGUUAACACACAGCUUCAGCGUUUUUCCGGGAAACUGCGUGAUACCUUCGGGAGUUUGCGAAGAAAAAAAAUGAAGAGUAUUGAGAGUGUUGUGCAUGAGGAGGAAAUGGGGAAAGUCAGGGAAAUCCUGGGACUGCCCGAUUUGUGUGCUAAUCCAUAUGGCUCCUUCAGUGUGAUCCCCAUUCACAAACGUCCACAUCUCAUUGAACCGUGUGCCCGUCUAAUUAAUGCAGAAUGGCCCAGGAGUCUCGGUGCCCGCAUGGCUCAACUUUCCAACUCCUCAGACGUCCUCCCGACCAAUUUGGUCCUCCUCAAGGGUGACACACUCGUUCUAGCUCACAUUAAACUGACACCCGUACCCUGGGAUCGAAGUGCAUGCUUCCUGGAAUCCGUUGUGGUGGCCAAGGCGUGCCGUGGACAGGGUUUGGGUAGCUACCUCAUGCGUCACGCCGAAAAGUAUUGUUUGCAACAAUUGCAUUUGUCCAUCAUCUACCUCUCGACGGUGGAUCAGGUGAGAUUCUACGGGAAACUCGGGUAUGUGGAAUGCGAACCAAUAUCCAUUUAUGGCAACGUGAACUUCAAGAGACCCUUUGCAACAAAGAAAUUCUACAUGAAAAAGGUGCUAACUAGUCCCCAAGAUGACGACGAUGACGAUGAAAUCAAUGCCAAGGGGAGAUAGCACACGCCCCAUAAAUCAACCGAUAAUUUUGAACAGCUUCCAAGUCAACAGAUGUACAUGAAGAUGAUUUAUUUUAUUGAAAACCUCUUCCGGACAUGUUUUUAGCUCCUCUUCACCGUAGCAAUGCCAAGCACGCGUCGGAUGUACUGCUCCUGCGUCAGGCAGUCAAUGAGGAAUUUGCCCAGGUCGAGUUUGGAAAUGGUGCGUCCGGGUGAUUUAUCCUGGAGCACCUGGAAUUCUGCUGAAGGUUCAUCUGUUCGGAGAGGGAAGACAAACAAACAAAAAUCAUACACACAAUGUUCUUUGAGAUAUAGUGCAAAGCUUUCAGGAUAAUUAACCACUAAAAUGACAAAGUCCCGGAAAUCCAUUCUUCGGAUCGAACCGGGAGUUGCCGGAAACUUUUAGAGAGAAAAAAGCCAUAGAGAGAAUAUUUUGAAUGAAGAGAAAAUGUAUAAAAUAGAUGCAAAUAUUUCUUGUAAAGAUGAGAUAAAUAAAAUUAUUUUAGUAGGAA
This is a messenger RNA of Lutzomyia longipalpis, 1412 nucleotides long. It is a transcript of the gene Naa80, whose product is annotated as N-alpha-acetyltransferase 80. Gene Ontology annotation, biological process: protein acetylation. Gene Ontology annotation, cellular component: cytoplasm. Gene Ontology annotation, molecular function: N-acetyltransferase activity; acetyl-CoA binding. Lineage: Eukaryota; Metazoa; Arthropoda; Insecta; Diptera; Psychodidae. The record is from RefSeq and is a predicted model, not a curated record. The coding region runs from base 293 to 901 and encodes 202 amino acids. The transcript has 2 exons.